This is a messenger RNA of Helianthus annuus (common sunflower), 1317 nucleotides long. RefSeq lists its product as uncharacterized. The record is from RefSeq and is a predicted model, not a curated record. The coding region runs from base 1 to 1317 and encodes 438 amino acids. Lineage: Eukaryota; Viridiplantae; Streptophyta; Magnoliopsida; Asterales; Asteraceae. Gene Ontology annotation, molecular function: zinc ion binding; nucleic acid binding. The transcript has 2 exons.
AUGAAAGAGAUAAUUGCCGAAGAAGUGGGGAAGGCAAUUGAGGGAAGUCUAUCCGGGUUCAUAGAUAAAAUUCAAAACACGGUGUUAUCAUUAGUCGAAGAACGAGUUAAAAGGUUGGAAGAUAAUGUCAACCUUAUGAGAGAGAAAUCUGGAGAACGUAAGGGAUGUUCGUAUAAGGAGUUUAUGGCGUGUAAACUGCCAAUCUACAGUAGGGAGGUCGACCUGAUAAUAUGUCAGAGAUGGUUAAUUGAUGUCGAAGGGGUGUUUGAAAGGACCCACUGUGACGUAAGCAAUUUUGUGGCUUACGGAAUGGGUCAGUUGAGGGGUCAAGCCAAGGAUUGGUGGGACAACAAAAAGAAGGAGAUAGGAGCCGAAGCGGCAAGGGUCAUGACAUGGGACGAGUUUAAGGUGCCAUUCCUUAAACAUCAUAGUCCCAAGGCAGUCAUCAACAAGAUCAAGGAAGAGUUCAUCCAGUUAAUACAGAGGGGUGAAACAAUUGAUAAAAUCACGGACAUUUUUAUGGAUAAACUGAGAUUCUGCAACGAGUUAGUCACCACUGAAGAACAGAAGAUAUAUUACUAUUACAACAUGUUGAGCGCUGAAUACCGGGAAUUUAUGACUCCCUCAAAGUACGAAACCCUCACGGAAAUCAUUAACACCGCCCGGGAGCGGGAAAUCGAGUUGAAGAAACAGAUUGAGAGGGGCGAACGAAGGGCACAAGAUGUGAAUCCGAGCCCUACAAAGAAGUCGAAGACAUCAGAAACGACACGAAAGAUGGAUGUGAAAGGUGGGUCACCAAGUUGUAAAGUUUGUGAAAAAGGGCACAAGGGCGAGUGCCGUUUCAAAGAUAAACCAUGUCCCAUAUGCGGGAAAACGGGGCACACGGAAUCUCUAUUCCCGGGUAAAGUCUCAGUUUGUUACAAAUGCUAUCAGCCCGGCCAUAAAAAGUCUGAAUGCCCAGACUUAGUUGGAAAGAAAGACACUAAAGAAUCUCCAACAGAAGCUCCAAAGGCGAAGGCUAGGUCCUUCCAACUAACAACGGUUGAAGCUAAAACAGAACCCGAUGUGGUCUCAGGCUGUAAAUUAAGUAUCGAUGACGAGGAAUACUUGAUAGAUCUAAUCCCGAUGUCGAUGGGGGAGUUUCAAGUAGUUGUUGGGAUGGAUUGGCUAUCUCGACACCACGCAAAGGUCGUGUGUUUCCGUAAGGAGAUAAAACUAACAUCUACAAGAGGAAAGCAGGUUACAAUCUAUGGUGAGAAAGGAGGCAAUCCUAUAAUAUGUUCGAUGUUGAAAGCUCACAAGCUCACAAGCUCAUGA